Molecule: messenger RNA, 579 nt
Organism: Cylicostephanus goldi
Lineage: Eukaryota; Metazoa; Nematoda; Chromadorea; Rhabditida; Strongylidae
Source: the annotation of a GenBank genome assembly
AUGAGCAAAUUGUUGCCCAUAAAUCAGUCGAGCAACAAGGAUUCAGCAGAACUAGGCGAUUCUAUCGCAACCGAUACGCCGGCGAUGAAAGAUGGAACUCCGAGCGAAGAUGAAAACAACGACAGUGAAGAGGGCAAAGACGAGAAUCCCAAUGACCACAUCUUGACCUCGGCCUGCGGAGAUCCCAUAUAUGGCAAUAUGGCAGCGUGUGAAGGUAUUGCCAGCUUAGUCCUAACACAGGACACGACAUCUGUGCUUCAGGCAGAUACUCGGGAGAUCGUUCAAAAAGAAGGACAUUUACAAGAACAAGAUUUCAGUUGCAUCGCUAUGAAGAACACGAAGCUGGAUCUCGAUUAUGUUUUACCUCCAAAUGAAGACGCAAAUGUAGAAUUACUUCAGUGUCAUCAUUCAGCUCCCACAUCAAGUUCUCCACAAGAUCGUGCACAUUGUACCACCUCUAACAUGGGCCAUAAUUUCCACUGUCUGCUGACUCGACAACGUCCAUUGCGAUAUCCCGACAAAGAAAGUAGUUAUGUUACACUCGUGCAUUUCGUUGUUCUCACUUCUCCCGCUGGCCGG